AUGGAGAUUGGGUGUUUAGCGAAGCGAGUGACUGAUCCGCUGGCACCACAGCACUCACAUCUGCACUCCCCUUCCAUCCUCACCCAGAUUGGCAACUCCUCGAUUCGCCGCAUAAAGAAACGCAGUCAAAAUCCAACUUUAAACAACCUCAGGAAAAGGAAGAAGAAGAAGAAGAAGAAGAAGAAGAAGAAGGAGGGUUCUUAG
Molecule: messenger RNA, 204 nt
Organism: Hydatigera taeniaeformis
Lineage: Eukaryota; Metazoa; Platyhelminthes; Cestoda; Cyclophyllidea; Taeniidae
Source: the annotation of a GenBank genome assembly